Vespula vulgaris is the source of this 3744-nucleotide messenger RNA. Its product is annotated as F-box only protein 32. The transcript has 8 exons. The record is from RefSeq and is a predicted model, not a curated record. Gene Ontology annotation, cellular component: nucleus; SCF ubiquitin ligase complex; cytoplasm. Gene Ontology annotation, molecular function: protein binding. Bases 566 to 1399 code for a protein of 277 amino acids. Lineage: Eukaryota; Metazoa; Arthropoda; Insecta; Hymenoptera; Vespidae. Gene Ontology annotation, biological process: protein ubiquitination.
CUGGAGAAGAAUGGGUUAAGACAGUCGAAGGUUGGGAAAAGAAAAAGAUACUCGAAUGUGCGAAUAACAAGACGUUGUCACUUCUUCUUCGAGGUGACAAAGAUGCAGGUGACAAGAAGGAGAAGGAUAGAAAGAAAGGAAAGAGACAAUGAAGAGGAGUAGAGGAGGGAUUUAUCGAUUGGCAGAGUUCUGACCUUCGUCUUCAUCCCAGUGUAAUUUCAAGUUCGUCGGUUUCAAGUAGGAAGAUCAUCACAAUGAACUGCAAAAAAAUAGAAGGAAAAAAAGAAAAAUAGAAAGAGAAAAUAUACUUUUCCUCUAUGUCGAUCAACAGCCCGAACAAAAUUCCAUUUUAAAAAAAACGCCGUCCAACCGCAUUGCCACAUCACGUUGAAGUGUACACGUGAGGUGAGUGACUCCUUCCGCAGAUGUCUUUAUUUUUAGCACGGACUCGUGAAAGAUGGAAGAAAUGGGAUUGGUCUCUUAAAGAAGGCGAUCGUUCGUCUGUCAUGCUUUCUAGAGGGUGAAAAUUGUAUGAAGGGAGAAGAAAGGAUAUACGACAGGACCAAUGGUCUACGUUAGAAAUAAUAUCGCUGGUUUUAAUGGAUUAAGUGAUGCCCUAAAGAGACUAGAUUUUUUAUCAGCAGUACAUGAUUGUCGUCGAUUUAAUUACAUCGUAAGACUUUUGGAUCUUCUAGUUAGUCACAGAAUGGGUGGUUUGAGCGGAUGUGCACAACGAGUCCUCUUCAAUAUGUUAGAGGAAGUAGCGUUGGAAGUAUCCUUAUCACAACAACAAACUGGAAGAUUACGACGGUUGAUUGAAAGAGUUAGGGCCUUUAGUGCUGGAUGUUGUUGGGGUGGAAGACCUUUAGGCUCUGUAAUCUUAUGGGAAAAACAUAAAGCAGCUUUGGAAAGAAUCUUACAAAUUGCCUCAUCAAUCACUAUAACUCAGCCAGAUGAAGAGCAACAACCACAAUGGUCGGAUUUACCUCCAGAAUGUCGCAGAGAAGUUCUUCUUCGAUUAAGCGAUCCGCAAGACAUUGAAGCUUCAUCAGAAGCAUGCGAACAUCUCGCAGUUUUAGCUCAAGAACAAAGAAUAUGGCGAGAACUUGCUCAGUAUCAUUUCACUCCACAACAAAUAGCUACUACUAGGCAAAACAAUCCAGGGAAAGAUUGGAAGACUAUAUUUACUAUUGCUAGAAGAUCGUUCGGUUUGCGAGAAGAAUAUGCCGAGAUGAUACAAUUGUGCCGCAAUUGUCGUUGUUUAUUUUGGAGAUCAUUGGGCCAUCCCUGCAUUGCAGACCAGGAUCCAGCAUUUCAAGAGAAGUUAGCUGAUGUAGAUCAAGCUUCUCUUCAUGUUCCAAUCCCCCCUCAAACUUUCCUAAAGUUUUUUUCACUGUGAAGGCUUUUUGUUAAAUGUCGUCUAAACGGAAUAAUUAGAUAUACAGUUGCAUAUGUGCGCAUAUGUGCGUAUAUGUAUAGUAUGUCUGUGAAUAAGUUAAAAAAAAGAGUGUGAAUGAGAAAAACAAAAAACAAAGAAAAUAUAGGGAAAAGGAAAGAUAUAUAACAGAUGUGAUCGAAAAACGAAUACUUCGAAAUUAUAUACAAAUAAUAUAUCUAGCAAAAAAAAAGAUAUUUAAAAAUUCUAUUGCACAUAGAGAUCUUAUCAUCAUAGAAAAACUUUUAAAAUAAGUUAUAUUCAAUAUGUUACGAUUGCAUAUAUGAGAAGUUUCUAGUCUAAAAUGAAACUUCAAAUGUGCAAAAUUCUUAGAAUGCUUCCUUCCCUUAAAAGUUAUGAUGACAACUAUUUCCCAAAUUGCAAAAUAUAUUUCUGUAAUUUUUAAAAUUAUAAUAGUUAUAAUAACUAUGAUAAUAAUGAAUGAUAAGUGCUAGUCGUAUUAAAAUGUUGAUUGUUAGAUAUAUUGUAUGUGUGUUUCAAAAAACACAUAAAAGAUAUCCAACUGUGAAGAUAGGCUUUCAGGGUUUUUACCUUCCUUAAGAAAAUCUAUCUACGACUGUCUGUUUUUAGAUAUGCAUCAUUUUUAUGCAGUAAACUUACACUUAUCAUUUGUGAAAUCAUAUUGUUUUUAUUCAAGAAAUAUAUAUUAUAUUAACUAAAAUAAUCCUGCCAAGUAAAUUAUGAUGAACUUGUUUGAAAAAAAGGAUUGGUUGCAAUUUGAUUUUUUUUUUUUUUUUUUUUUUUUUUUUUUUUUUUUUUUUUUUUUUUUUAUUAUACACAUGCGUGCGUGAUGCGUGCGCAUGCAUGUAUGUGUGUGUAUCAAUAGAAUAUUGAAGUUCAUUUUUAGUGAUUUAUCUUAGUUGGUGCAAUUUUAUAAAAUUGUUGCAUAGCAAGCAUAAUCGAGUUUUAAAAACGUAUCAAGCUACAUUUUUAUAAAUAUUUUUAAAAUAUUUAAUAUGUUGUAUAAUAUAAGUCUAAUAUUUCUUAUAAAAACACUAUUUGCAAAAGUACCUUUAGUACCACAUAAAGUUCUUUAUUACAUUUAACUGACAUUGGGAAUAUGAUCGUAUUUGUUUCAAAAUCAAAAUUUGUAAUGGUAACUUUAUUUUAACAUCGCAAGUGUAUAUUAAUAUUUUAUGUAUUUUUUUUUUUUUUACACACUAUAUAUGAUAAUAGUAAAGAUAUAACACAGAGAUGUGCAAACUUUCUGUCAGAGGAAAAAUCACUCGUUACUGUUAUCUGAUUAUUUCUACUCGAGUAUGCUCACUUGAUAUAAAUCCUUCCUUUAAAAAUGAUGUAUUAUCAUGAUAUGGUAAUUUAAUAACAGUGAAAUAUGUUGAAGAAUACAGAUAUGAUUAGUGUGACAAUUUGUUAAGGGAAAAUGAAAGAAAGAGUUGGAAUAAAGGGCAAUUGACUCUGUGAGUCAACUUUGUACGUCUCUGGUAUAACAUAUCUUGAUUCUCAUAAAUAUUUGUUAGUUUUCUAUUUAUAUAAAAUACUAACAGCAAAUGAUUUAGUAAACUUCGAUUUUACAAUAAUCUAUGUUAGAAUUACAAUUUAUUGGAGAGACAAUUUGUAAACUAUCUCCACAUAUAUAUGUGCAUAUAUGCUUUAUUAUAUGCAUAAAUAUUAAGUUAUGACAUAAAACACAAUCAUACACUAACAAAGUACAGACAAAUCAUGAAGUAACUUUUUUAAAGUACUUCAGUGGAGAUAUAAAAACAGUGUAUGAACUAACUAUUGCAUUCUGUAUAAUCGUACAAAAUGAGAUCCUAUUUACACUGCUCCGUAUACAUAUAUAUUCAUUUAACUAUACUGAAAUUUUCAAUAAUGAAAAUUUUUUAAAUCUCUAAUAAGUUAUUAUCAAUAUAUGAGUAUUAUAAUUGAUUAAUCGAAAAAAAGAAAAUUAUACUGCCAAUAUGGAUGCUAUUGCAUUUACAUGAAUUGAACAAAUUGUUUAUAAAAUUUUCUUUUAGAAAAAAUGUUAUUUUUUAGAUAUUUCUUUUUUUAUUCGUGUAAUCUUUUAAGAUCGUUUCAUGACCUACAUAAUUCACUAACCUAGUCAUUAUAGAAAGCUCUCAUUGAAAUUGAGUGUACUUGAUUAUAAUAUUAUGAUUAAUAACUCUAAUUUUUUGGCAGCUUGUUAUAAAACUCUGAAACGAAUUGAAAUUAGUAAAUCACAAUUAAGCGAAGUGAUCCUAUGAUAAGAUUUAUUUUAUUUAUAUCUAAGCUAAUAUAUGUACAGCAAGAUUGUACAAAUUGCAAAAUAAAAUUUAUUUAAAUAUGUA